Molecule: messenger RNA, 3829 nt
Organism: Acanthoscelides obtectus
Lineage: Eukaryota; Metazoa; Arthropoda; Insecta; Coleoptera; Chrysomelidae
Source: the annotation of a GenBank genome assembly
GAAUAUUCACUUUUUGUUUGAAAUAAGUCAAGUUUUUAUACAAUACCUCGCACAUACUACCUGUAUAACGACUGUAGGUUAAAAUAAUUUCGAAAUUUCUGUUCGAUGUAUGUGUGUGUAACUGUUUGAGUUUCGGGCUUUUUGAGAAUCUUAUAAAUCUCACUAUUCGCAUUAUUUUCUAUUGAGCAGUGUAAGAAAAAAUGGCAGAUACUAUAGAGAAAACCGAAAAAAUCGAAAAAUUACCCAUUAAAGUUACCCCUCCCAUCGAGGAUGAUGAUCAGAACACAACAUUGCACCAUGCAGCUGCAAAAGGCGACGUGGAUAAAUUCAAAAAGGAGUUUACCGAAGAUAUGAAAAUCGACGUGGUUAAUUUCUUGGGAUGGACACCUCUGAUGAUGGCCUGCAGAAAUGGUCAUAUAGAAAUGGCCAAACAUUUGCUUGAGCUGCGUGCAGACGCCAGUAAGAGCAAUUAUUUCGGAUUUUCAGUGUUCAUGAUCAGCAUAGCCAGUCGGAAAAUGGAACUCACCGAAAUUAUCCUGCGUCAUUUAUUGUGCGGUGGGAUAUCGAGAGAAAAAAUGCAAAGUAUAAUAUCUCCGAUUUCCCUUGCGAUAUUGUUCCAAGAUCAAGAUAUAGUGAGCUUCCUUAUCACGAAAGGGUUCGAUUUGAACGCUGGUCCAUCAGAUACAGGUCUAACUCCUCUGAUGUUCGCCGCAGCCAUGGAGGACUCCGCCUCGUACAAAAAACUGCUACAAAACGGUGCGGAUCCUUACAAGAAGAACCAAAGCGGCAGUACCGCUAUGGAGAUCAAGCAGUUCAUGUAUAACGAGCGGCACGCGCCCUUAACCCCUGCUGAGAUGAUCUCGCUCAGUCCUCACAUGCAACAGCCUUUUCCGGCUCCUAGUCAGGCACCCCUGUUGCAGCCCAACAUGGUGCCUGGGGUGGGGGCGCAGCAGAACAUAUUUUUGCACAGAAUGCGUCACUCCUCCAACGUGGCUGACUCUCCGCUGCCCAUGAUGUCCCCGGUAUCACCCAUACCCAUCUACCUUUCCCCACUUCCAGCCAUUCCCAAUAACGCUCCUCAGCUCUUUUUCUCAUCGGAUUUCUCACCAAACGCAGCCGUUUCACCGAAUGCAGUUUUCGUGAUGAGCCCCGUGGCACCUCCACCGUCGCCAAUGAACUUCCCUCCAGGCAGUUUCAUCAACGCUGGAACCAACAGUUUCCUCAACCAUGCGUUGACCGAGAGUUUCAGCAAUAUGUUUUUAUACUCUCCACAGCAUAAUGUUGUCAAUGAGUCAGCUUGAAUGGUAGUUUUGGUUUUAUUAUAGGUAAAGUAUGAAAUUUUAUUUGAGGAUAUGCUUGCUAAACGUACUAACUUGGCUUGUAAUGUACAAACUUAUAGCUUUGAUGGGAUUUGUGAGGAAUUCAAAUUCAAAUUUAUUGGUGCCAAUAUACACAUGUACUUGCACGCGCCAGAGACCUGCCUUAAAAUAAAAAACAGUAGAGACUAAGACAUCAAACAAAAUAAAAGUCACCGGAUAUUAAGAUGCUUUUCACAUUUUCUUCAAAUUUGUUAACAUGCAUGUCUCUGAUGCUUUUCGGUGGAUGAUUGAAAAACUUCAUGCCCUGGUACUCUGGAGAUUUCUGACAGCGUGUUAGCCAGAAAUACUCUGUCAUGAGUUUGUAGUUAAAGUAUUGUGUCCGUGGACAUCACUGUGCAUUCUGAGCAUAGCAUGGUUGUUAUUUAUAUGAUGGAUUGGAAAGGCAAUGUUAAAGUCCCUACAAGCCUGCCUACAAUCAGCCCGAAAAUCCAGUAUUUCAUUUAUCUGUAUAGCCUUCCUCGGAAGACCAUGGACACGAAGCGACUGCGCCGCGCAUCCCCAGAUCAGUAAAGCUUAAUAAUUUUAGUUAAUUUGUGAAAGCAGUUGAAAAGGAUGUGAGGAAAAUUUUUAAAAAUUUGCAAAUUUGUACGAUUUUUUACCAAGAUUUACAUAAUUUCCAAAUUUGCAAAAUUUUCAGAACUUUUAAUAUACCCAAAGCCUUCAUUCAUAAUUGUAAAAAUUUUUCUAAUUUCAAAAUUUUAAAAAACUUUAGAAGUUGCCAAAUUUCCUGAAAAUUUUCACAAUAUUGAAAAUUAUUGAAGUUCUGAAUGAUAAUUUUGAGCAUAUGGAAAAUUAUGCAAAUUUGGAAAAUUUUACAAAAUCCGAAAACAUGUGAUGCACCGUGUUGAAUCCUCACUCGAACAUUUCUCAAUGCAGCGUUGUCGUUUGUUUAUAAUCCUAUAAGAGACCAUUACUCAAAUGGCACUCAUCCUAUAAAUGUUACUGCCGAACUUUCCAGGUCAUCCACUAAAAGUCACUGCGACUAGCCAAUCCUCAACCUUGACCUACAAUAGCAAUAGCAAGACGUUUCGUCCACAUUUCAGAAGCUGGAUGAGAUGAUCCUGGUAAUUUACCAGUAGUUUUCAACGGCCAAUGCGCUCGAUGUCUUUCUCGGCUUGCCCCAACCUAAUGGUCUGCAUACAAUGUUCGAUCAUAUCACUGCUCUUGUUAGUCCUUGUGCCCAAUCCUUCAAAGUGGCAUACUUAAGUCUAUUAAUAUACACCGAGACCACACAAGAAGGACAAGAAUUUGCUUUAAAGGAUCUCUUCCGACAUCCCCGAAAACAUAGCACUGGAAACGUACAACGUCCUGGAUUGAAUCUUGUAUCCUGUAUAUAUGUCAUAUAAGCAGCUCAUCGAACUCUGAUACUAGAGCUGGAUAUUUCAGUAACAAACUGCCGCUUUGAUCUUGAUAAUUCGUCAACAUUUUCCAAAUUCAGUCAGUAUAAAAUUGAAGCUUUUUAGGAUGGAAGGAUGCUGAUGUUACAAAUUGGUGGCUAUCAGUCUCUAGUCUAUACUCAAGAUAGAUCUUGCCUAAUGCACCCUAAAACCGGACUUGAUCUAGUAGUGAACAUGUACAAAGCAUUUUAUCGCAAUUAGGCUUAGACACAAGUCGAGAAGAAUCAAAUACGUUUAUAAUGAGGCAUUCUCUGGAACAAAUUGGGAUAGUCGACAUCGGCUAUCAAUAUUGUUUAGGAAAGCCCAAAUCAUCCACGUAACCGCGUCGUAUACGGAAUUUUUUAUUGGAAUCCUGACGCUGAGACUCAAGUUGUGAGUUGGGUAGAUAAAAAAGUGGAAGAAUUUAGAAGCUUUUACCAUUAUCUUUGAUGUAUCUUAUAGGCUCUAGACUGAAAAUAUCGUUCACCUUCAUGUAUAUCUUGCUUCCAUAUGGCUUCGCGUAAAAUAUUGCUUUGGAGAAAAUGGUCAAGAAGAGUAAGGUCUGGAGAUCGUAGUGGCCCGGCAUGGCUACAAGGCAUCAAACUUUUACAACUUACAAACCUCAGAAUGCUUCCCAAAAUUUCAAUAAAGCUUCUAGGUUUGUACAAACCAGACAGAACAAAACAAUCUAUACAUAUACCCAGGGAUUCUGUGAAAAUUGACGUACUAUGUUACACGAAUAUUUUGUUUUGUAAGUUGGAAUUCUAGAUCCAUUACUUUUUAUUUUUGUAAUCGUACUUUCUAGUGUUUAAUUAUAGGUAUCAACAUUUUUGAAAACAAAUGUGAACCAAUUUAAAAACAGAUUUUAUGUGGAAUGCUAAAAGAUUGUCGUGAAUAUUUGACAAAAUCUGUACUUUUAUUAAUAUACUCUAUGAAACAUUAACAAGCAGCAUUUCCUUUGUUCACAAAAUUUCGCCUGUCUGGCAGACGAGUUCUCAUAAAAGGACCGCAGAAGUUGAGAUUUUGACAAGAAUCUCCUUACAUGCAGUGAGAAAUGCACGCCAUGACUUCCGC